AUGAGCGCCGAUUGUUCAGUUGGAUCCAACCCGCUAGCGCAACUAAAUAAGCAUGCUCAUGAAAAUCCAGCUCUUAGACGUGGUAUACCGCAGUCUUCUAAUGGAGGUGCUGCUCAUCAGUUCAAAACUCAAGUGAAUGGAGUUUCUAAUGCUAACCUUUUACAGAUGGACCAAUUCAUGAACAGAAGUCCUGGUUUCAGAGACCCACAAUUAGGUCAUAUGCCUGUACCACCUCUGAUGCAGAGUCAUAGUAAAGGGCCUGGUAUAAGCUCUGUCAACCAACCCCAACGCUCAAAUAACUGGGCAAACGAAUUUGGGGUUAGCAGUGAUCCGUCUACAAAUCUUGUUAAUAAGAAUAGAAUGGGUAACAUGGGUAACAUGGGUAACAUGGGUAAUACAUUUGAGCAAGUUCCAAAUGGUAAUAUAUCAUCAUACAGGCCAGGAAUGACACAUAUGACAAGGCCAAUGAUGCACACAGGUGUGUCAUCAUUACAGAACUAUUCCCACCUUGCACAGCGUUCUCAACAACCACAAAUGGCAAAGGAUGAAAAUAUUAUGGUGGACAAGCAAUGGGAUGAACAAUUUGAAGCUUUGGAAAAAGGAGCCUUCGAGAACUUGAGCCUAGAUGAUACAAAGGAAAGUGCUAAGGAUGAAAUCGUUAUAGAAGAUGGUUAUCAGGCAGAAUUCCAAGAAGUGUGGGACAAAUUGCAAACGGAAGCUGCUUCUAACAUCAAUUAUGAUAACAGUGAUUCACAGUGGGAGAAUGACUAUGCCCGCUAUACUUCAGGUAAAGCUGUUCAUAUUGCACCUUACAAAUUUGAUACCGAAAACCAGUAUAUGCACAAUCCUAACGCAUACGAGAUUGGAUGCAUAUUGAUGGAAAACGGUGCAAAGUUGAGCGAGGCAGCAUUAGCAUUUGAGGCAGCCGUUCAAGAGGAUCCUGGUCAUGUAGAUGCUUGGUUGAAAUUAGGUUUGGUCCAAACCCAAAAUGAAAAAGAACUGAAUGGCAUCAGCGCGCUAGAACAGUGUUUGAAACUUGAUCCAACUAACCAAGAAGCCCUUAUGACCAUAUCAAUCAGUUACAUCAAUGAAGGGUAUGAUCUUACCGCAUUCAGCAUGCUUAACAGGUGGUUAGAUAGUAAAUACCCUAACUUGGUUCCUGAAUCGAAAAUUGAUGAAAACAACAUAGACAGAUUUAACAUGAGCAAACAGGUAAUAACGAAAUUCUUGCAGGUAGCCAACGCCUUACCUCAAGUAGAUCCUGAAGUUCAAUUGGGCUUAGGUACCUUGUUCUAUGCUAACGAGGAGUUUGAUAAAACUAUUGAUUGUUUCCGCGCCGCCUUAGAGGUUAAUCCAAACGACGAGUUGAUGUGGAACCGCUUGGGAGCAUCCUUGGCAAACUCCAGUCGUAGCGAAGAAGCAAUCCAAGCAUAUCACAAAGCAUUAACAUUAAAACCUUCCUUUGUAAGGGCACGUUACAACUUGGCUAUCUCAUCCAUGAAUAUUGGAUGUUACAAAGAGGCUGCAGAAUCUCUACUCUCAGCAUUAUCGAUGCAUGAAGUUGAGAAUGUUCCAGUUACUGGCUCAGUUGUGCAGUCAAAUAAUAUUUUGGAAACUUUAAAACGGUCUUUCAUUGCGAUGGACAGAAGAGAUUUGCUAGAAAAGGUCAUGCCGGGCAUGGAUUUGCAGCAGUUUCGUAACGAGUUUAAUUUCUGA
Molecule: messenger RNA, 1716 nt
Organism: Kluyveromyces marxianus DMKU3-1042
Lineage: Eukaryota; Fungi; Ascomycota; Saccharomycetes; Saccharomycetales; Saccharomycetaceae
Gene: PEX5
Product: Pex5p
Exons: 1
Coding region: 1-1716 (571 amino acids)
Biological process (GO): protein import into peroxisome matrix, docking
Cellular component (GO): cytosol; peroxisomal membrane
Molecular function (GO): protein binding
Source: RefSeq, a predicted model, not a curated record